Messenger RNA from Tachysurus vachellii, 1413 nucleotides. RefSeq names its product patatin-like phospholipase domain-containing protein 2. Gene Ontology annotation, cellular component: membrane; lipid droplet; cytoplasm. The transcript is spliced from 9 exons. Gene Ontology annotation, molecular function: triacylglycerol lipase activity. The record is from RefSeq and is a predicted model, not a curated record. The coding region runs from base 17 to 1129 and encodes 370 amino acids. NCBI's taxonomy places the organism in Eukaryota, Metazoa, Chordata, Actinopteri, Siluriformes, Bagridae. Gene Ontology annotation, biological process: lipid homeostasis; triglyceride catabolic process.
CCUCAUUCAAAGCGACAUGCUGAGAGAAGCAUGCUUGAGGAACAUGCUUACUCAAGAUACCGAGUGGAAUAUUUCCUUUACUGGAUGCGGGUUUUUGGGAAUUUAUUAUUUUGGAGUGUACAGUUGUCUGUUGGAACGGGCUCACCACCUAAUUAAAAGUACCAGAAGAAUUUGCGGUGCUUCAUCAGGAGCGCUGAUAGCAGCUAUGAUAGUGUGCCAAAUGUCACCAGCAAAGUGCUGUGAAAAUCUGAUGGCAAUAGCCAAAGAGGCUCGAAAAGGCAUGCUGAGUUCCAUGCAUCCCUCCUUUAACCUGUUGAAGUUAACCAGGCAGCUGAUGAUCCGAGAUCUGCCUGAUAAUGCUCACCUUCUUGCCAGUGGGAAACUGUGUGUGUCGCUCACACGGCUUUCAGAUGGGAAGAACGUGCUAGUGUCUGAGUUCACCAGCAGGGAUGAUCUCAUCCAGGCUUUAUUUUGUAGCUGUUUUUUCCCCGUUUACUGUGGAGUGGUGCCACCUUGCUAUCAUGGCACUCACUAUGUAGAUGGUGCUUUGAGUGAUAGCACUCCAUAUUCCAGUCUGAAGAAUACCAUCACUGUCUCACCUUUCUCUGGUGAAAGUGACAUCUGUCCAGAUGACAAACCAGUCUACUGCCAGGAAGUGAGACAUUGCAAUAUGAGCAUUAAUGUCAACUUGGCUAACGUGCACCGUGUAAUCCAAGCGUUUUUCCCACCAGAGCCUGAGGUUAUGGCAGAGAUCUGUAACAAUGGAUACAAAGAUGCGCUCGUGUAUCUGAAGGAAAACGAUCUCUUAGAACAAGAUUCAUUUAUGACUGAAUUUAUAGCAAAUCACAGACAGAUCCAGUCUGGAUCAACGAGAGGAAAGAGCUCUGUAUUGGACAAACAGGAGAUAAACCUGCUGCCUGCAACCGUCCAAAAAGUCUUUUCUGACACUAGUACAAAGAAACAUGGAAGGAAGCGUGAACUGUUUGCAGUAAAGUUGCUCACAUCCAUACUGAUGGUAUGCGUUUUGCCUUUAGAGGUCGUCGGCUUCACGCUUCUGAGAUUCGCCAGCUGGAUGGUAGAGAUGGCAUCUGGUUUUCUGCAGAUACAGAUGGAUGAAACUGUCCAGUAAAAGGUAUAACUAACCGGAUCACCGACAGUCCGCUAUCAUGUCCAUGUCUGUUCCUGAUUCGUUUUCUAACUUUUUUUGGAUCGGGGUAACAGUACAAAUUUACACAACGCACAAACCUAUACUAGGCAGCAAAGCAGAAAAAGGAAAUAUUUACAAGCAUGCACCCACCUUCUUCUUCUUCCGAAGUCUUUUUGUCCUUAGUAAGGUAAUUGCAAUGAGAAAUAAAGAACUAAUUGUGCUGAAGAUUCAUAUUACACCUGAAUAAGUUGAGCACGAUAAAAUUU